AUGACUGCCAAUGAUUCCGCCCCAGUCGAUGUUGCCGUGCCCUCGGCCAACAACGGCGAUGCCCUGACUGCCUCGUCGGUGGCCCAGAAGCCUUUCACCCACCCGGCGGACACCGCCAAACCCGAGCCGCCUGCGAAGCUCACCCCGGACCAGCAGGCCAAGUAUGAGACGGUUCUAAAGACAGUCUCUUCCUGGACCACAAUUCCAAUCAAAGCUGAUAAGAAUGCCCCGACCGAGCCGAUUACCGACGAUGAGCGCAUGUGGUUGACUCGUGAAUGCCUGCUUCGAUACCUUCGCGCAACCAAGUGGAACGUUUUCGAGGCUGAAGCUCGGCUUCAACGUACUCUGACCUGGCGUCGAGAGUAUGGCAUGGAGAAGUUGACACCGGAGUAUAUCUCAAUUGAGAACGAGACAGGCAAGCAGGUGAUUAUGGGCUAUGAUAUCCACGGUCGGCCAUGUCUAUACCUCCUGCCCUCAAACCAAAACACCGAAAAGAGCGAUCGCCAAAUCCAGCAUCUUGUCUUCAUGCUAGAACGUGUCAUUGAUUUGAUGGGACCCGAUCAAGAGACUCUGGCCCUUCUUGUCAACUUCAAAGAGACCAAGUCUGGCCAGAAUGCGACAAUUGGUCAGGCAAAGCAGACCCUUGAUAUUCUGCAGAACCACUAUCCCGAGCGGUUGGGACGUGCGUUGGUUAUCAAUGUACCCUUCAUUAUUUGGGGAUUCUUCAAGUUGAUCACACCUUUCAUCGAUCCCAAUACCCGACAGAAGCUCAAGUUCAACGAAGACCUGCGCCAACACGUCCCUCCUAGUCAACUCAUGAAGCCCGUGGGUGGGGACCUCGAAUUCGAAUAUGAUCACUCUAUUUACUGGCCUGCCCUCAACGAGCUGGCCAAACAGCGACGUGAAGCCUACCACGAGCGAUGGAUUCAAGGUGGCAAGCAAAUCGGCGAGUUCGAGAACUACCUCAAAGGCGAAGAUAUCCCUAGUGUGUCGCAGAUUCAGAGCACUCCAGUAGAGGCCGAGACUUCAGCUUAA
Molecule: messenger RNA, 1035 nt
Organism: Penicillium daleae
Lineage: Eukaryota; Fungi; Ascomycota; Eurotiomycetes; Eurotiales; Aspergillaceae
Product: CRAL/TRIO domain protein
Exons: 2
Coding region: 1-1035 (344 amino acids)
Molecular function (GO): phosphatidylinositol transfer activity
Source: RefSeq, a predicted model, not a curated record